AUGGCCGUCUGGCCGAAGCCGCUUCGCCAAGGCCGAGGAGGCCGGGCGAGCUUGCUCACGCCACGCACGCCGCGGCCGUCGGCCGACCUCCUCUCGCGUCACUCUACGGCUGGCAUGUCGAUCCACGGCGAGGACCGCCAUGCGGCUUCUCCACGCCGCCUCCGCCUCCCUCUCUCGCCCAUUCCGUUGGGGACGAGGGCCGCUUCCACGCACACGCUGGCCCUCGACGUCAUUGUCGGGGCUCGUGCGGCUCUGCAGCCUCCCGCCAUCUCCUUCUUCUUGGCAUGGUCAUCAGGGGGCGCUACCGCACCUACGCCCGGGCGUGGUCGACAAAAACGGAUCCCACCGUCGAAGGGUGACCCAAGUGAUCCUUUGAACAGCUCUUGGAGUCCUGUUGGCCCCAGUAAACACCUCAAUCUGCACAAUGGGUAUGACGCAGUUACGACAUCAGUGAGUGGCUGCGCAGAUGAUCUUUCCUACCGCUGCUCGUCAGAUACCUUUGAUCCUGACGGACGCACUUUCAAUAUUUCAGAAAAUUGGACUGUGCUGUCCACAGAGGGAGAUAAACCUAUUCCUCGUUUCUAUCAUGCAGCAGCCAUCGUAAGUAGCAAGAUGGUAGUGUUUGGUGGUGAUUCUGGUCAACGCUUAUUAGAUGACACAAAGAUACUGAAUUUAGAGAAGCUUACUUGGGAUUCUGCGCCUCCUAAAGUUUGCCCAUCACCAAGCGGACGUUCGAUGAAGUUGCCAGCCUGCAAAGGUCAUUGUCUGUUAAAUUGCUACUUGUCCUUGGGCGUUUUGGUUCCAUGGGGAAAUAGUGUCAUUCUUGUCGGAGAUUUUGAUACAAUGGUAUGGUCAAGAGUGAAGACCCAUGGUCCUCACCCAUCACCUCGAGCUGGUUGCAGUGGAACUCUGUGUGGAACUAAGUGGUACAUAGCUGGCGGUGCAAGCAAGAAAAACGGUUUCAGCAUGGUUCCUUUCUACCACAGGGACAAGAUUGCUCUUAUUGCAUUUGGAGGGAACAAAAAAGAGCCGUCCAACAAGGUUGAAGUAUUAGUGGUACUGCAAAAUGAGCAUUCUUUUAGUUGGCGUUCGGCCCCAGAAGUGGACCGUGUGCUGUACGAGUACUCUCCAAGCAAUAAGGAGCUUGCUGAUCAUCUCAACAAAUGUGCCCCCUUGUACUCUAACAGUUCCAUCGCAAGGCAUAGUCUCACUUCUGUGAUAGAACACCCUCCUAGAAGGGAACCCCUCUCUGAGUCAUUGUCGAAGCAGUCCAGUUUGGGCACUUCACUCCAUGGGCAGUUGGAUCAAGUAGAAGAGUGCAGCCUAUGUCAGAAAUUGCAGAAACCAAUCGAUGAUGACAGAUACGAUGACGUUGAUGACGACUCUUCAUAUUGUUUCUUACAGCCGAAAGGGCAACGGAGCAAAAGGACAGGACCUGGUAUUCAGAAUGACAUAGCAGAAAAUAUGGUGACUGGAGGAUCAAAUGUGAGAAGGAUAGCUAGAUGCUCUUCAGAUGUUAGCCAGAGCCACUUAUACAACACAAAAAUAGCAGACUUAAUCAGAAGAAACACCACGCUCGAAGACCAGCUUGCGACCGCGCUGGCGAGCAAAGACCAGCUAGAGAAGAGCUUAUCAUCAGUCAUUCACAGCAGAGAACAGCUGGAGAAGAUGCUUGCCAACAAAGAUAAGGAGGCUGAGAUGCUGAAAGAGCUUAGAGCUGGCGCAGGAAGAGUCGAACAGCCUCUCGAACACAGUGCACGCUGA
Miscanthus lutarioriparius is the source of this 1764-nucleotide messenger RNA. Lineage: Eukaryota; Viridiplantae; Streptophyta; Magnoliopsida; Poales; Poaceae. The record is from the annotation of a GenBank genome assembly.